Molecule: messenger RNA, 2533 nt
Organism: Astyanax mexicanus (Mexican tetra)
Lineage: Eukaryota; Metazoa; Chordata; Actinopteri; Characiformes; Acestrorhamphidae
Gene: syap1
Product: synapse associated protein 1
Exons: 9
Coding region: 244-1335 (363 amino acids)
Cellular component (GO): cytoplasm; synapse
Source: RefSeq, a predicted model, not a curated record
GUAGCAAAAGUUUCCGGACGCAGCCAGUGUGAACAAUCCGGAUUGUUUUUGGAGUUGUUGUGGUGGUUGAUCUCCUCUCCAGCACUGCAGGGGGAGCUGCUUCAGCGCAAAGACCUGAAAACACAGAGAAGAAGCAGCUGCUGACGUUUGAGGAUGAUGGAGUAACGCAGAUAAACACUGCGAUUUAAGUGGGUUUUAUUGUGUUAAAGAGCUCCGGGGAGACGCGGAGGGACAGCAGUGAAGAUGUUUGAAGGCUGGGGAUCAUGGCUGGGCAUGGAGACUCCCCCCGGGCCCGAGAGAGCGGGGGAGGAGGGCUUCACAGCGCUGGAGGAGGAGGAGAAGAAGGAAACAGGCAGAGAAAUAAACAAAGCAGAAAACAGCAGCGAGACCCAGGCAGAGACCGAGGAGAACCCGCCGCUGAUUAACCAGGCUAAAGGUCUCAGCGGAUACAUUUUCAACUUUGCCAGCAGUGCAACCAAGAAGAUAUCUGAGUCUGUUGCAGAGACGGCAAACAGUAUAAAGAAAAGUGUAGAGGAGGGCAAAAUAGAUGGCAUUAUUGACAAGACCAUUCUAGGAGAUUUUCAGAAAGAGCAGGAAAAGUUUGUGCAAGAGAAGAAUGCUAAAAAAUCAGACACAGCUGUGCCUCCCUGGGUGGGAUACAGUGAGGAGGAGACUAUCCAGCAACAGAUACUUGCUCUAUCAGCUGACAAAAGAAACUUCCUUCGUGACCCUCCAGCCGGCGUGCAGUUCCAGUUUGAUGUUGAUCAAAUGUAUCCCAUUGCCCUGGUCAUGCUGCAGGAAGACGAGCUGCUUAACAGGAUGCGUUUUGACUUGGUGCCCAAACAGGUGAAGGAGGAAGUGUUCUGGAGGAACUAUUUCUACCGUGUGUCUCUCAUAAAGCAGUCUGCUCAGCUCACAGCGCUGGCAGCACAGCAGCAGGCUGCUGAAAGAAGAGAGGAAGAGAAGAACGGAGCUUCUCCACAGACCGAGAGCAUACCAGAAACCAUCAGACCAAAAACACCACCUACAACCAUCAAUGCGAAACCCAAGUCCAAUGAGCACGAGGAGGAGGAGAUCUCUACCAGCCCUGGCGUUUCUGAGUUUGUGAGUGACGCAUUUGAUUCAUGUAAUAUCAAUCAAGAAGACCUGCGGAAGGAGAUGGAGCAGCUGGUUCUGGACAAGAAAGAGGAUGUGUCCCCUCAGGAUGAAGAUGCAUCAGAGUGGGAGAGGGAGCUGCAGAGGGAAUUGCAGGAGUACGAGGUUGUGGCAGACACGGAAAACCGUGAUGACAACUGGGACCGUGAGAUUGAAGAGAUGUUGCAGGCUGAUAGCUAAACUCUAGAUCUCUUAGAUCGUGUUCUGGUGUGGACACAACUCUGCAUUGGAGGAGAAGAGCGAGAAGAUAAUGGACCAGAAAAGAAUCAGCCAAGAGUGGGUUUUAGAAGCCACUAUGUUAAGACAGGCUUAGUAUCAUGCUAUAUGAUUUCUUUAUAAAGUGUCUUUAUAUAAUAUGUUAAAAUGAAUUAAGAGGAAAGGUCUUUUAGGAAUCUCCCCCCAGGUUUAAGGGUAGUUGGAUCACUUUUUUUGGCUUCUUGUCAAAAGGCAUAGCGUCUACUGUAAGCUUUGCUGAUGAAAAAUGGUUAGUUUUGUCUUUUUAUAGUGGGGAAGGAUCUGUCCAUGUGUUUUAAACUUAUCUGCAACUGAUUUUAGUGUCAGAAUAAAGAGAUCAGAAAGCCUUGAGUUUAAACACAGCCAAUUAGGUCCCAUAUGACCUCUCUGAGAAUGCAUAGAAAGCAUUUAGUCCAUUUUUAUUUGUUUUUGAUUUAUUUACACCAUUUGCUGCCCUUUCCAUUGUGUGAAUAUUUCAUAAUAAAUGGACCAAUAGAAAUGUUGCAAAAAAAGUUGAAAUCAAUUCGACUUUUUGCAAGUUUUGAACUUUUUCCCUUUUCUCCUUUUGAGAUUCAGUUUCAGGGAAGACAUAAGUCAUGCUUUUGGUGACUGGUGAAGUUUAGGCUAGGUAUUUGUGUGCAUACCACCCUGGUAACUCCUGAAGUGUUUUACAUAGAAGGACUUUUUUGUCAAAUAAGGGGUAUUUAGGCAGAUUAGGUGCAGAUUUUUAUUGGUGUAAGAUAUAAAAUAUAAUGCGCUUAAAAAAAACAGCACACUUGGAUAACUGCACAUUUGGCUUGAAUGAAAACCAUCUACACUGGCCCAUUGCACAUAAAAUUGGACACCCCAUAGUUUGACAAAUUUAAAAGUAACGUCAACCUUACCCAAUUUUAAAAGAGCAAAUCAGCAGUCCUGUCACACAGUCCUUAAGGAUAAACUUCAAUUUGGAGUUUGAGCAUAGGUUAGCUCUAGACCAUUAAAGGUUUAUUGUGGCCUCUUUGUCCAAUACAGAAAAGAAUUUAUAUACAAAAGUAUAGUAAUAAUAAUUUAUCAUUUUGUUGUUUUUUUCUGUGUUGAUUUCUCUUUAUCUGCUGCAUAAUCACACUUUUGUGUCUGUCAUUAAAAGUUGUGUCUUUAAACUGUG